Ceratitis capitata (Mediterranean fruit fly) is the source of this 537-nucleotide messenger RNA. Its product is annotated as retinin. The record is from RefSeq and is a predicted model, not a curated record. NCBI's taxonomy places the organism in Eukaryota, Metazoa, Arthropoda, Insecta, Diptera, Tephritidae. The coding region runs from base 53 to 361 and encodes 102 amino acids. The transcript has 2 exons.
CUCACAUAGCACAACACAGACCUACUCGAAAACCCCGAAAAAAAUAACUAAAAUGUUCAAGUUGGUGGUGUUGUCUGCUCUCCUCGCUGUAGCUGCUGCUGCUCCAGGCUACAUUGCCUCGCAUCCAGUGGUGUACUCUGCUCCCGUCGCUUCCAUUGCUAUCCACGAGCCCGUGCUGACCAAAGUAGGCGCUGUGGUGAAGAGCAUUCCCACUUCGGUCUCCCAUCAAAGUCAGUCGGUUGUGCACAGCUCGGCACAUUAUGUUGAACCAAUUGUUGCACCAGUCCUUAAGACCAGCUACGUAUCUGCUCCAGUUGUACAUACCUAUGCUGCUGCUCCAGUUGUUCUCAAAGCUUGGUAAAGGGCGAGUUGUUGGUCUGCUCCCACUAUGGAAUGCAUGUAACCUGGAAUCAGUUGUUGGACCACUGAAGUCUCUCUUUACUCCUAACAUGUACCUAAUAUCUUAUGUUUUAUGUUAAAAAAAAAGAAAUAAAAAAUAAAAAAGAAUAAUAAAAUGUGAUAUAUGUGCAUUUGAAU